This is a messenger RNA of Coprinopsis cinerea okayama7#130, 1700 nucleotides long. RefSeq names its product cytochrome P450. Gene Ontology annotation, molecular function: oxidoreductase activity, acting on paired donors, with incorporation or reduction of molecular oxygen; iron ion binding; monooxygenase activity. Lineage: Eukaryota; Fungi; Basidiomycota; Agaricomycetes; Agaricales; Psathyrellaceae. The record is from RefSeq and is a predicted model, not a curated record. The transcript is spliced from 11 exons. Bases 14 to 1594 code for a protein of 526 amino acids.
GCCUCCCUUCACCAUGAACAUCGUCAACUCGCUCGACCUUUCCAACAUUACCACCAACCAUGUCGCAGCCGCCGUAUGUGCUGGCAUCGCAGUCUAUGCGAUAGUUGCAGGGAGAAAUAGAGGGAAAAAAUACCCACCCGGCCCUAAAGGACAUCCUCUCAUCGGCAGCUUGUUCGAAAUGCCGAUUCAAAAUGCCCACGUCGUAUACAAGGAAUGGGCCAAGACCUAUGGCGAUAUGAUCUUCUUCAAGGUCCUUGGACAGCCGUUCCUCAUUCUUAGUUCUGAGGAAACGAUCACGGACUUGUUGGACAAGCGAUCGACGAUUUACUCCAGUCGCCCGAGAAUGCCGAUGGUCGUCGAGUUGAUGGGAUGGGACUACACAUUGGGACUCUUGCCAUAUGGCGAACGCUGGCGUUUCCUCCGCCGAGAAUUCCAUCGCUUCAUGAGCCCUACAGCUGUCUCAAAUUAUCGUCAAAUCCAAGAGAAUUCGGUAUACACUUUCCUGAACAACCUCGUUGAAAGUCCGGAGCAAUUCUCUAAGCACCUUCGCUUGUUCUACGGAUCCAUUUCCAUGAAAGUUUCCUAUGGAAUCAACGUCAAGAGUGCUGAAGACCAAUAUCUUCUCGAUGCCGAAGGAGCUAUGUCUGGUUUCAUGGAGGCCGGUAUUCCCGGACGCUUCUGGGUUGAUUUGUUCCCAGCGCUUAAAUACGUCCCAAGUUGGAUGCCUGGUGCCGAGUUCAAGCGUAAGGCUGCACGCUGGGCCCGCCUCAAUGACAUCUCUCUCGAGAGACCAUUCAAGCACGUCCUUGAUCAAUUGAAAAAGGGAGUAGCGUCACAGAGCGUCUCCGCCACCUUGAUCGAGGAACUUCCAGACCAGAAUAGCCCUGAUCGCAAAGAGAAGGAGACCAUUGCCCGCAAUAUCUCGGCGACUACCUUCCUUGCUGGCAUUGACACAAUCCACUCCACCACUCAAGCGUUCUUCUAUGCCAUGGCACAAUUCCCCGAGGUUCAGAAGAAGGCUCAGGCCGAGAUCGAUGCUGUGGUCGGAGACAAGCGCUUGCCGACUUUCGAAGACAGGGACCAGCUCCCAUACGUCAACGCUCUGGUCAAAGAACUUAUCCGCUGGUCUGAAGUCGCACCACUCGGAAUUUACCACUCCACCACCGAAGAUGACGAGUACAAAGGGUACUUCAUCCCAAAGGGCACUAUUGUCAUGACCAACGCCUGGUCCAUCCUCACCGACCCGGUCACCUAUCCCGACCCCUUCGCCUUCAAGCCUGAGAGGUACUUGAAGAACGGCGUCAUGAACCCGGAUGCUCCAAGGCCUGAAGAUUUGGCCUUCGGUCGUGGUCGUCGUAUCUGCCCUGGUCGCUACUUGGCCGAUGAGACGCUAUUCAUGACCAGUGUUGGUGUUUUGGCUGGGUUCAACAUUUCACCUCCUCUUGACAAGUCUGGCAAGCCCAUCAAGCUUAAGAACGAGCGGGUAGGAACCAUUACCCUCACGCCGCCCAAGUUCGAAUGCCGAAUCGAGCCUCGCUCGCCUGCCAUUCGAACUAUGAUUCACGACACUGCAGAAUCCAUUUCAGCUCUUUGAUCUCGAGAUGUCAAACCACGUCGUCACCUUUUUCACUAGUACAACCGAUGUCCUAUUUAGCAAGUUUGGAGUUAACGUUUUUCAAUUUUAAUGCUUUGGUCUGGUC